This is a messenger RNA of Sardina pilchardus (European sardine), 2005 nucleotides long. RefSeq names its product EF-hand domain family, member B (gene efhb). Bases 145 to 1872 code for a protein of 575 amino acids. The transcript is spliced from 13 exons. Lineage: Eukaryota; Metazoa; Chordata; Actinopteri; Clupeiformes; Clupeidae. The record is from RefSeq and is a predicted model, not a curated record. Gene Ontology annotation, molecular function: calcium ion binding.
CCUGAUAGCCUACUUUGUAUCUUUUUCGUACAAUGAAUGAAGGACAUAGAAGCUAGCUUUGUGAGUGACAAAUUAUAUGUUUGCCUUCGCUAAAUUAGAUUGGAUGGCUCCACAUUUAGACGAUCUUUAGACGACACGAAGAAUAUGGCUUUAGUGAAGGACAGAUUCCCGAGCAUUCCAACGGCAGGGAAACGAAUACCCGUUGGUGACCGGGUGAAGACAUGUUUGGAGUUAGCGCCACGGGCUAUCACACCACCUGUGGUGAAGAAGUUUCUCAAUACCACUCGCCCUGAGACAGGGGUCAUCCGUGUUUUCUAUGGGAAAGCCAAUGACCCUGAUAUUGCCAGCAAUCAAAAGCAUGGACUGAUAACCAGAACAUCUCCUACUAGUGGAAAGCUGAUAAAUCCGGACCCAAUGACCCGGUUUCAGCAGAAGCUGCAGCAACUUGAUGAAGCCCUGUAUGCCACCCAUCAGAGGGCUCCCCUUGGCAGGUCUCAUGACCAAAGGUCUGGGCUGCCUAAGUGGUUUGACAUUAACCAAACUACAUUUGGUGUGAAGAAUAUUUACUGCAUCAACGAUGCACAAGAGAUCAUCAACCCCCUUAAAACCUCGGAGCAAGUGGAGAGAGAUUUCCAGGAAGGGCACCAGCAUUAUGUACGCUCCCAUAAUGCCUACUUUGUAGGUGAGCGUGUGGACAGGGCGUAUGAUUGGAGACGCUGUGGGAAAGACACCAGGUUCGGAGUGCCCACCCCCCACCACAAUGAUGGACGCAAUGUCUCCAUGUCCCUCCACUGGCCAUGUGAUAACCAAAAACAUAACAGUGCACUGAUUGUCUCACGGCAGUGUGACGACUUCAGGGAAAGGACUCAGCCCCAAAUAGGCAAAGUGCAUGAUCCAAUUGCAGAUAGUCUGAAGCUUCCGGCAGAUCACACAUUUGGAAUCUUGUUGAGGCCUGACAAGUUUGAUGCUAAGGACCUCAUUCACGGCAUUCCACCGUCCAGCUACCUCCGAGGGAAGGACAGACAGCAGACGCUAGUUAGCGUUGCUCGCCAGCACCUGAAGAAGGCCAAUUAUCGCAACUUCAGCUCUCUGCUGCAGGCCUUCAGACACUAUGACAAGAAGGGGCAGGGAAAGAUCGACAAAGAGGAUCUCCAGGCAGUGUGCCGUCAGUUUAAUCUGGACCUUAGUGGGCCAGUGUUGGAUAGCCUCAUGGAGUGUUGUGAUAAGGACAAAGAUGGGUACAUCAGCUUCAUAGAGUUCGCCAACUUCCUCAACUGGAAAGACAAAAUGCCCAUCAACAGAUUGGAGCAGAAGACUCUCACUAAAGAGCGCAAGGUCAGCACUGCCCCAGCCAGCGUGCGGAGAGAGGGAGGCCUGGUGUCGGACGCAGCGCCCCUGCUCAGCCCUGAAGAUCUGGAGCCCGUGGAGCUGGGAAGCUGGCUGAAGACCACCAAGACUCUGCCUCACGCCAGAAGUGCUCUGGAUGAGUUUGCCACCUCCUCAUUGCAGAUUGGAGCUGUUGUGGGCAGAGCCUCCACUGCCAACGUGCCCACCCACGGAGUCCCGACUGUUCGCCUGGAUUUGGCCGCACCGCGCAUCCGGCGCGUGGGUGACCGCACCAACUACGGAGACCAGGCCACAGCCUACGACCUGCUCUACCCACCUCUCCACUCCCUGUGGGGCGUACACGAGGAGCACUUCUUCUCUGCGCGCCCCAAAGAUGAGAUUUCAGCAAUAUUCCGGAACGCAGGAGUUAACGUCUCUGAGGAGGCCUUCGAGGAGGCGUGGAGGAUGGCGUCCACGAGGCAUCCCGAUGGGGAAGUGUGUGUCGAGGGUUUCCGGAACGCACUGAGAGAAAUUCAGGCUCACUAAAAGCUUGUUCAACUUGUCCAUGGUGGUCCAUUUUUCAGCAGUUAUUUGCACUUGACAGAAUAUGUAUUUUGAACUUAAUAUGAGUUUGAUAACAAAAAUAAAUAGACCGGAGGUCAUGAACUUUGUGACCUCA